AUGGCUGAUACUUCCACCCAGCUGCCUGGCUUGCGUUCCGUACCGCUUGUUUGCGACGAGUUCUGGGUUGUUUUGGGGUUGUCUUUGUUGUUGUUGUUUUCCUGGAAUGCUAAACAACGUGGGGUUUUUUUCCUUUUUCUUUUUUUUUUUUCCCGCUCCCUCCCUUCUCUCCCCCGCCCCCGGCAGGGCGUUACUAUCGUGAAGCCAAUAGUGUAUGGAAAUGUUGCGCGGUAUUUUGGAAAGAAAAGAGAAGAAGAUGGUCACACUCAUCAAUGGACGGUUUAUGUAAAGCCUUACAGAAAUGAGGAUAUGUCUGCCUAUGUGAAGAAAAUUCAAUUCAAGUUACACGAAAGCUAUGGCAAUCCUUUAAGAGUUGUUACCAAACCACCAUAUGAAAUCGCUGAAACAGGCUGGGGUGAAUUUGAAAUAAUCAUUAAGAUAUUUUUCAUUGAUCCAAAUGAAAGACCUGUAACCUUGUAUCAUUUGCUGAAGCUUUUCCAGUCUGACACCAAUGCCAUCUUGGGGAAGAAAACUGUAGUUUCUGAAUUCUAUGAUGAAAUGAUAUUUCAAGAUCCUACUGCAAUGAUGCAGCAGCUGUUAACAACGUCUCGUCAACUAACACUAGGUGCUUAUAAGCAUGAAACGGAGUUUGCAGAUCUUGAAGUUAAAACUAGGGAGAAGCUGGAAGCUGCCAAAAAGAAAACCAGUUUUGAAAUUGCUGAGCUUAAGGAAAGAUUAAAAGCAAGUCGUGAAACCAUCAACUGUUUAAAGAAUGAAAUUAGAAAACUUGAAGAAGAUGAUCAAUCUAAAGAUAUGUGACAAGCAUUGACUUCAUAAAGAGGCUAUACUGAAAAUGGAAGGACUUCAAUCAUGGAACUGUGUGUUCUCUCAAAUUCCAUACCUGAGACUAUAUGUAUCUAUGAAUUUCAUUUGCAAAUGAUUGAAGUAUGUGGCAAUCAAUUUUAUAAAUGGGGGAAAAAAAAAGAAACUUGUAUUCCCUUUUUACAGUUAAAAAUCUGUGGAUAUUUACUGGUUUAAUUUAAGGAAAAGAAGUCUUGGAGACCAGACUAGUUACUUUUCUUUUUAUUGCAUUUGAGUGGUAACUUUGUAUUAAGUCUUGUAUUAGUUUAAUGUGAUUUUUACAAAAUGCAGCUAACGUUUACUUUUUUACUUGUUUUUUCUACUCAUUGUUUAGAAACACAUCUCUAAAGCUGAAAAUAAAAUAAGCAGUGUUUCUUU
This is a messenger RNA of Struthio camelus australis, 1239 nucleotides long. The record is from RefSeq and is a predicted model, not a curated record. NCBI's taxonomy places the organism in Eukaryota, Metazoa, Chordata, Aves, Struthioniformes, Struthionidae.